This is a messenger RNA of Aphanomyces astaci, 652 nucleotides long. RefSeq lists its product as hypothetical. Lineage: Eukaryota; Oomycota; Saprolegniomycetes; Saprolegniales; Verrucalvaceae. The transcript has a single exon. The record is from RefSeq and is a predicted model, not a curated record. The coding region runs from base 289 to 633 and encodes 114 amino acids.
GCAACGUUGAAGUAUCUGAUUUAAAUGAAAUAUCUAUUAUCCAGUUGUUAGGAUCGCAUGUAUUCAAACAAUGCAUCUUUGGCGCACCCCAUGGCGGUUCGAAGGACAGUUCUCUUAGCCGGCGGCUGAGUUGACUUGGCCGAGACGACGGGGUGCUGUAUCCUCUUGUGCACGGCGAGGAGCUUCCGCUGCCGAGUGGCGAGACCGAGGCCGACUCCGAAGAUUGCUCCGCCGGCGACGAAAGGUCCCAUCAGGAACAUCGCGACAAAGGUUGGUGUGUCGACCACGAUGAGAAUGAUAGCCACGAGCCAGCCAAAGAGCGCCCCGAGUAACCCUCCAAGCAAUAUGGACACGAUGUGGUGCUUGACGUUUGCUUCGAGGUGCUGCAUGUGGUGGCGGCACUGCUUCAACGACACCUCGAACUGGUGCCGACGCAGCUCUGCCGUGAGGGCUCGGUGCUCAACGACCCGUUCGCGCUUCUGCUGCAGUUCCAACUGCCUUCGGAGUUCAUGGACCAUCUCCUUGGCGACGUCUCGCUGGUGCAUCAGCUCGGCCUCCAUCAUGGUCGCCAUGUCUGAAGUGUUCGAAAGUGAAAAUGCUCUGCCAUAUAGUACUAGUAUCCGGCUUAGAUGAUUAAAAGUACCGUUCAAAU